CGUCUCUCAUAAACCCCUAGCCGUCACCACUUAGAUCUUGCUUGGACCGUCGCAUAACUUAUCAUACCUAAUCAUACCUAUACCUAUAGGAGUUGAACUCCAAGCUAUAUACCAUUCAUUACACACCAAAAAGAAAAAAAUCAACAGUAACAAAACAUAAAACCACAAGAUUGUUUACAUAUUUACAUAUUUAAAAUGUCAGGAAAAACUGGCAAUCGAGACAGGCGUGGCUCUACUACGCAAGGGAAACGCAGAGCGCUCUAUACGCCACGAGACACGGAUGUGAGGGACUACCCCAAGAAUGUCUUCGAGUAUGCAGCCUACUGGGCAUUUGGGGACCCCGACCACAAAUGGGGCCCUUUCGCUAGGCACGUCAGAGCGGCUAAGAAGGAAGGCCGUUGGAGGGAGUGGAAACUCCGUGAUAUCGUGAACGAGGAACCCGAAGACUCGGGUGAUGAAUCAGACACCCCGUACAGAAGGCGGUCCAGGUCUGCACGAAGGAACAACCAGCAUAGAUAUAGAAUUGCAGACGAGCUAAGAAAUGAUGUUCGUCCUGCGCGGAUUGACUUCGAAGAGCUUCUCGGCCGCAUUAGCCACCCUGGCGAUUACGACGAUGCAUUUUACCAGAAGCACUACGCCAAUCUAUAUACUAAAACAGUAGAGUUCGCAGCCAAAUGGUUUGACGGAAACGUCAACUUGGACAGCUUUAGCCAUCCGGGCCAGAUCUGGACUGCCAACUUGACCGAGCAAUUCAAAGAAUACGCCCGGUUAGUUGCCCACGAGGACCGAGGAAAUGGCGGGUGGCCCGUCAUCUUAAACGAUGCGACGCAGCGCAGAUGGCUUGUCGUCGGCAUCCUCGGCCAAGUUAUGGAGAAGAAAGUCUUCAACGAGCUAUUGUUCGGAGCGGACGAAGAUACCGAAGAAGAAUUAGAAAGACUUGACUUGAAGUGGAUGGAAAAAGAAGGAUAUGGCCGUAAGACAGCUCGUGCUAUUACUGCGAGAUACGGUGUAGAAGGAGGUCUACUUCCCGCAGACUUCUGGCCUAAGGUCGACGAGUUAACGGCCAAGACCAUGAAAAUCUUCCUUCCCCUCCUUAACGUAUUCAAGGAAGUCUUCCCGCCGCCAACCAGGACUUGGUACUCGAGAACGGUGUUCUUGCAGGAACUGCACACCAUCAUCUCUUACGCGGGUAUGAUCCAAGUGUGCAUGGCUAUAUCGCCUUCUAUCUUCCAUUUCCUCUCCGCUACUCCCGGCGCCCGAAUGGACUACGGGCAGGAACAGCAGGCCGAUAUGCAGCUGUACCGUGAAUCCAAGGAGCUAUACGACGCAGAGGACACAACAUGGCGCGAACAUGUCAAUGCCGCUGUCACGGGUUCCAGGGUCAGCAGACACGCCGGACAGCCAAUCCAGAUACCUCAGAACGAGAACGAACGCCGCGCCAUGGAGUACCACAGACUCCGAGGCGCCAGGGUCAAGUUCGCCGUUUUCCCUAAAGUCACUCGCUAUAGGGCUUAUAACAAGGGCAGAGGCACCAGUGAUGACAUCCUCCAUUACGACCCCGAGGAUGAAUCCUGGCAGAAUGAGCGAGAUACCAUUGAGGGCCAGAGUAUCAUGGACAUCUCUCACUGUAUGGUCGUCUACUAUCAAGGCUUGAUGUACCCGGAGGAAAGCUAUGUCGAGGCCAUAACUCUGGAUGAGCAUCUCAAUACUCUUCUCUGGCAGCCGAACGGUCUGUACGGCAUACUCGCCACAGGCUUCUCGGCUUUGUUCUCUGCGUCUCGAAGGGCGUUUUGGCAUGUCUUCGUAGUCGGCGGGGUUCUCUGGAGUUUAUUCUCUAUCUACAAGGGCUUUGACUACAUUACGUACCUCCUCAAUUACUGGUUCACUCCUCUCCUCUGGAUCUCUUGCUGUACUUACUUCCUCGCCAAGCCUCAUAUAGACCAAGGAAAUUGGAAGACGGGCGGAUCUAUCAUCGGUGCGUGGGUAUUAUUCCUAUACCUUAUCGGUGCUUAUUACACUUACACCGGUGCUCAACCUCCUCCGCGCGACGCAAGAGUAGGCUGGGAGUUCCUCGGGGGCCAAUUUAACGAGACCUUUAGCGACAGAAUUAGGGGUCUUUUAAAGCCAAACGAUGCUUAAAUUGCUUCGGACAGGCGCAUAAUUAGCAGAGACAAGGAAGAGGGAUGUUCCGGCGAUGACAGCGGUAGUACAACGGUUAUAGAGCGGAGGAAAUGUUGAUGGAAAGGGUAUUUUGGUGGAGAUCGCGGCGGUGCACGCGGUCUGGUGUUCAAUCUGGUGUCAUUUCUUGUCUUUAAGUUUGUUCAUGAUAUUUUGCUGUUGGUUUUCUUGUAUCAGUAUAUUGUAUUUAGAAUCAGGAGAUCAUCAAUUUAGGUUCCUAGUUAGUUAAUUAAUCCCCAGGUCGGGAUAAAAAACGAAUAAAUGAAUGCCAAUGUUCUAGAUUAAA
This is a messenger RNA of Daldinia caldariorum, 2464 nucleotides long. RefSeq lists its product as uncharacterized. The coding region runs from base 196 to 2139 and encodes 647 amino acids. NCBI's taxonomy places the organism in Eukaryota, Fungi, Ascomycota, Sordariomycetes, Xylariales, Hypoxylaceae. The transcript is spliced from 2 exons. The record is from RefSeq and is a predicted model, not a curated record.